GCAGCCAACCGCAGCCCGCUUGCCCGGGCAGAGCAGCCAAUAGGGCGGGAUCUUUCCCCCACCUGACCUUGCUCGCUCGGCUCCGUUCUGAUUCCGGCUGCAGCCGCUGACUCGCGCGCUUUCGAAACCUCUUGCGCGUCCUUAGGACUUUGCCCCCUCGGGCUGCGCCGGGCAGAGCCCUGUUCACGCUGGGCGCAUAGGAGCAGGGGAUCUCCGUGAGUUUCGCACCUGCUCUUUCCAGCUAAGCGAACAGAUCCCAAGGGGGGGUGGGGAUCAUCCCGGGGCAGUCCCCACGUGCCUCCUUCGCCCGAGUUCUCUUGCACAACUUCGAAACUUCGCCUCCCUUUGUAUAAGACACUGAUCUCCCUCCUGAGCUGCUCUUACUUUUUGCACCAUGCCGAGUGGCUUUCUCUCCCGGUGCUGCUAAGGAAACGCCUUUCUUCCUCCCCGCAAUGGCCGAGGCUCUGCGGUUGAUAGCAGAGAAAGCUGGCUGCGUCGUCCGUGUUUCUCACGCGCGCGGAUCUGUGCCCCAGGGACCCUGGAGUGGCAGCGGUGUCCUUUUGACGCCGGACCCGGCCAUUGUCCUCUGCCAUGGGUCCGUCUUCUCUCCUUUCCUCCUGCCAGCGGAGCACCAAGACUGGGCCCAGAGCCGAUUUCUGCUCCCUGAUAGCUUCCCAUCGGACAUCCAGAUCCAAGUGCUUAGGCCAGCAGAAUGCAGCCUUAAAGCUCCCAAUAGGAACUGGCUAGGCGGAGAUCUGGGGGGGAACACCCCGGCCUUGAGAUUCAACCCGCUUUCAAAUUGGCACGAGACACCCAGUGGCCUCCGAUGCCACAAGGCCGAACUCAUCGUGAUGCUCCCCUGCGUGCCGUUCCAGGAUGCUUUCUCCAAAGUCUUCAGCUCCACUGAACAGUGGCAUUUUGGCGCAGAGGAGGUUGAAGAGGAAUCCAGCGCCCCGGAAGACGAGGCGCGUUUCCUGCCCUGGUUUGCCCUGCUGAGGAUCCUGGAUGGCAGUUCCCACGGUGUGGGUGGGGUGAGCUGCGCGGCGGCCGAAACGCUGAGGAAGGGAGACCCGGUCUUCGCCUGUGGCUCCCCAUUUGGCUCGUUCUGCCCGGACAUCUUCAUGAACACCCUCAGCAAAGGGAUCGUGAGCAACACAGCCGGAGAAAGCAACGCCCUAAUCCUGACCGACGCUCGCUGCUUGCCUGGCACCGAAGGGGGCGGCGUCUAUGCCUUGUCAGGAGCUGGUCUUCACUUGGUUGGGAUCAUUGUAGCUCCACUUUGCUGGAAAUCCAGCGAAUGGGUUGGUCUAACUCUGGUUUGUGCUGUCAACGUUAUUCUACAUUGCAUCCGGAGCGCCCUUUCUGGGCCUCACCGGGCUCUGAAAACGUGGCUGGACCCCUUGGAACUUGUGGCCAAGUCUCACGGAAAGAUGGUCGCCAGAGAUGGACCACAUCAGCAAAUGCUGUCUGCUGUGGUUCUGGUGGAACGGGGCCUCACCUGGGGAUCUGGCGUGAUCGUGAACUCAAGACUGGUGUUGACCUGUCGACACGUGGCCAACGGCGCAACGAGUGUCUGCGUUAGGUUGCAGCCCAGCCAUGGAAAGAGUUCUGUAGCUAAAGGAAAAGUGGUGUUUGCUACCAAGGACUCUUCUCCCUAUGACGUAGCACUGGUAGAAUUAGAAGAUGACCUGCCCACUUCUACAGAGCCCGUCCUGGCAUCAGAGUUUUACAAAGGAGAAGAUGUGAGUAUCGUUGGUUUUGGUGUCUUUGGCCAGGCCUGCGGCCCAUCGGUAACAUCUGGGAUCCUGUCGGCAGUGAUCACUGUGGGAGAUGAGCCUGUGAUGCUUCAGGCAACCUGUGCAGUUCAUGGUGGCUCCAGCGGGGGAGCCCUCUUCUCCACGCGCAGUGGGAAACUCCUAGGUAUCGUUGCCAGCAACACGAGGGAUAACAGCAUAGGAGUCACAUACCCUCACCUGAACUUCAGCAUUCCCAUCACCGUUCUGCAGCCGGCCCUCUUGGAAUACCUUCAUAGCAGAAGCCUGCGCGGCUUCCGGGAACUAGACAGGGUGGGCCACAAGAUCCAGGUUGUGUGGAGACUCCAAAGAGAGCCUGCGGAGGGACCGCUCAGCAAGCUCUGAAGAACUUCAGAAGAGAGAAGAAAAGCAUUGCUUAUCCAUGCCCUGGGUGAGCUAUAUCUAGAUCAGGGCGGUCCAACUUCUCAGACGAGGUAGGCUGCAAAGGUACUUGUA
Messenger RNA from Lacerta agilis (Sand lizard), 2249 nucleotides. RefSeq names its product trypsin domain containing 1 (gene TYSND1). Bases 453 to 2138 code for a protein of 561 amino acids. Gene Ontology annotation, molecular function: serine-type endopeptidase activity. Gene Ontology annotation, cellular component: peroxisome. NCBI's taxonomy places the organism in Eukaryota, Metazoa, Chordata, Lepidosauria, Squamata, Lacertidae. The transcript is spliced from 4 exons. The record is from RefSeq and is a predicted model, not a curated record. Gene Ontology annotation, biological process: regulation of fatty acid beta-oxidation; protein processing.